UUCGUUUUAACUACAUUGGUGAAGAGUCAGUGAAGUAGUCACACAUUGACUAAUACUGUUCAAUAUCAUCUUUAAAACAACUGCCGCAUCUUUAGAAUUAGUAUUCAAGCUCACAGUGAAGUAGUCGACCAUUCUACUCUCAGACCUGACCUACGAAAUCAAAGAUCGUAAAAGUCACUAAAUAUUGACUAGUCUUGUUCAAUAUUAGAACAACAGUUAGUCAGCAUCCUUAAUUUAUUCUUCAUCACAGGUUCACGGUGAAAGUCGACCAUUCUACCUCCACGAUUCUACGAAAUCAAUUAUUGUAAAAGUCACACACUAUCGACUAUAGUCUUGUUCAAUUUAUCUUUAGAACAACAGUAGGCCGCAUCUUCAAAUUGUCUUCAAUAAUGGUGAAGUAGUAAACAUUCUACCUCCAAAAAUAGAGCUGUAUCUACGAAAUCAAAGAUUGUAAAAGUCACCUAAUAUAUUGACUAGUCUUGUUCAAUCUUUGGAAACAACAGUAACAUUGUUGUAGAUUGGAAUAAAGAUGAAGAUGAUCUUCUUGACGGGAACACUGUUCCAUAUUGCCCUCCUGCUGCUCGGACUCACUACUUCAAGCGCUGAUACCACCACCGACAACACCACCGACAUGUACAUUCUGGGACUGUUCCCCAUGACGGGUUCGUGGCCAGGGGGCCAGGGCCAAAGACCGGCGGUGGAGAUUGGGCUCAAGCAUGUCAACUCCAACCCGAGCAUCUUACCCGGGUAUCGGCUGGUGAUGCUGCCACAGACUCCGGGAGAUAACACGGAGUGUAAUGGCGGGAAGGGCACCGACGUGAUGUAUCGGGAACUAUACAACUACACCACCACUAAAAUCAUGAUACUUGGCGGAGGGUGCUCACUGGUAACACAAGCUACUGCGCAGACAUCACACCAUUGGAAUUUGAUUCAGCUGUCUUAUUCCUCGGCCUCUCCGCUGCUUUCAAACCGACAAUUGUUUCCGAUGUUCUUCCGAGCGUUCCCACCUGAGACCGUCUUCAACGUUGUCAAGUUUGCCGUUCUUAAGCACUUUGGUUGGACUAAAGUGGCUACGCUACACGAAACUAUUGAUCUUUUUUCAUUGCCAACAGUGGAUUUUCUUAGUGAAGCUGAGAGCCACGGAAUAGAAAUUAUUGCUUCUCAAAGUUUUGCCGAUCAUCCUUCUCUCUCGGUUUCCAAUCUCAAGAAACAAGGUGCGCGGAUAAUUAUUGGUAACUUUUACGAGACGAGGGCGAGACAAGUGUUCUGCCAAGCCUACAAAGAAGGAAUGUAUGGCGAGAAAUAUGUCUGGAUUAUCACAGGUUGGUACAGCUAUCAGUGGUGGUUACUUAAGGACUCCGAGGGCAACGUUCACGACUGUACACCGGACCAGAUGUCCGAGGCCGUCAAUGGGUACUUCACGACGGACGCGCUGCCCCUAAGCCUGGCGGAGGAGCCCGGUAUUGCUGGAAUUAAUACUCAGCAGUUUCUUGCCGAAUAUAAAGAGUAUGUCGGUGGGACGCCAGAGAUGCUGACGGGGUACCAGGAAGCCCCGUACGGGUUCGACAGUGUUUGGACGCUCGCACUGGCUCUCCAGGAAGCAGAGACUCGCCUUCAAAAAUUCGAUCCACCAAGGUCCAUUGCCAAUUUCUCCUACGAGGACGACGAGAUGGCGGAUAUGUUCUUUGAAAUCAUGAAUGCGACCAACUUCAAGGGUGUCUCGGGCCCUGUGCAAUUCACUUUCGACGGAGACAGGAAGGGACUUAUGCAAGUUGAGCAGAGUCAAAAUGGGGACGAAAAACUGGUUGGGAUUUAUAAUCCUUCUUCUCCUAAUGGUUUCGAGCUUGAAUGGACAAAAGAUCCUCCGAUAAUAUGGGCAGGUGGUAAACCCCCAGCUGAUUCAGUGCUAGAGAAGGAGUUACCUCAAACUAUAUCAGCUGAUCUAUUCAUCGGAAUGACUGCUCUAGCUAUCGUAGGAGUCGUGCUGGCUGCUGGGUUUCUUAGAUUUAACAUCCAUUACAGAAAUAGAAGGUAUAUCAAGAUGUCGAGCCCAAAGAUGAAUAAUCUUAUUUUAGUUGGUGGAAUGCUAAUGUAUUUAUCUAUCGUCUUCAAUGGUUUAGAUACAAGCAGGGUAUCACAUCAAGCCUAUAUCUGGACUUGCAAGGCAAAUACGUGGUGUAUGGGCAUUGGGUUCUCCAUGGCCUUUGGAGCUAUGUUCAGCAAAACAUGGCGUGUGCAUAAGAUUUUCACCAGUAAAGCCGUGAUGAAAACGAUGAUAAAGGAUUAUCAAUUGUACGUGAUGGUAACAGUCUUGGUUCUAUUCAUCUUAACCGUGUUAAUCCUCUGGGAGAUCGUGGAUCCAUUACAGGUGGUCAUCACCAAGGGGAUUAAACAGCCAACCUAUGACCAGGACGUCGUGGUCAUACCCGUUCAUGUAACAUGUCAGUCUAUAUGGCAGGUGUACUGGAUCGGGACACUGGUGGGCAUCGAGGGUCUACUCCUAAUAUUUGGCGCCUUUCUUGCAUGGGAAACGAGGAAUGUUACGGUGCCAGCUUUAAAUGAUUCCAAAUAUAUAGGGAUCAGUGUGUAUAACAUCGUCAUCCUGAGCUUCAUCAUCGUUCCAGUUACAUUCAUUCUGGAUGAGGUUAAUGCUCGCUUUGUCAUCAUGUCUACCUUCGUGUUCUUUGCAACAACACUGACACUGUGCCUCGUCUUCGUCCCUAAGCUAAGAGUAAGGAACGAGGUUCAUCCCAAGGGCGCCAUGUUGUCUACAAAGAAAGACGGAGAUGAAGGCGAAACCGAGGCUGAUAGGAGGAUACGGAUGCUCCAUGCUAGGAUCAAUAAUCUUCAAACAUCACUCGGAAAGGUACGUUACUGGACCUUGUUGAACCACUGUGUGGCUCUGGCUCUCAGCGGCUAUAGCUGUGGAUCCAGCUGGAGAAGGAAGACAUCAUCAAGGAGUUGGAGACCCACACUGCGGGAGGCAGUGGCCAGACCAACAAAGUCAACCGUAUUCGUUCCAUUUCACAUGAUGUUGCAUCCAGCAGCUAACGACUAUAGGCCUACCUACCUCAGAUCGAGGUGGAAGGCAAACCCCAGUAUUCUCUCUAAAUGUAAAAAAAAGUGAAAAACACCACUCUUUACAUUUCGAGUUGUCCCUCAUUAUGGCCCUUUAAAAAGAGUGGUGGUUAUUUCACUCUUUUAGAGGAGUUUCACUGCAGGACAGAGUGAAACAUCACUCCAAAAGAUGAAAACUUCAAUCUAAAAGAGUGGAAGACCACUCGAAAAAGAGUUGUCCCUCAUGGCUUUUCAAAGAGUGCCUUUCACUCUUGCAUAAUUAGAGAGUUCCAUGCUCAGAGAGGCGAGAAAAACACCGUUUAAAACGCACGUUGUUUUGUUCACAGACGUC
Molecule: messenger RNA, 3409 nt
Organism: Asterias rubens (European starfish)
Lineage: Eukaryota; Metazoa; Echinodermata; Asteroidea; Forcipulatida; Asteriidae
Product: gamma-aminobutyric acid type B receptor subunit 1-like
Exons: 18
Coding region: 530-3127 (865 amino acids)
Biological process (GO): gamma-aminobutyric acid signaling pathway; G protein-coupled receptor signaling pathway
Cellular component (GO): membrane; G protein-coupled receptor heterodimeric complex
Molecular function (GO): G protein-coupled GABA receptor activity
Source: RefSeq, a predicted model, not a curated record